Megachile rotundata (alfalfa leafcutting bee) is the source of this 6922-nucleotide messenger RNA. It is a transcript of the gene Sos, whose product is annotated as Son of sevenless. Gene Ontology annotation, biological process: Ras protein signal transduction. Lineage: Eukaryota; Metazoa; Arthropoda; Insecta; Hymenoptera; Megachilidae. The record is from RefSeq and is a predicted model, not a curated record. Gene Ontology annotation, cellular component: nucleosome; plasma membrane. Gene Ontology annotation, molecular function: structural constituent of chromatin; DNA binding; guanyl-nucleotide exchange factor activity.
UUUUCAAUUUGUGUUCUCCAUAUCUAUCUAACUUUAAUUUCCUUCUAAAUUUCUCCAUCGUACGUUUUUUACCGUUUCUCUAUUCGAAAAUUCGAAAUAUAUCAUCCAUAAAAAUAUACGGUAUGCGGAAAUAAACUUUUCAACGCCAACCGUCGAUAAAAUUUUAAAAAAUUCUUAACAUCGAUCGAGUCUAACUGCGAUAUCUCGAUCUCGCAAAAAUCUCGUUAGCGGAGUACUAUCGCAAUUAUCGAUCGAUGCGAGUCGCGCAAUGGUAUCCUUUGGUAGUGGUGGUGUUCGUGCUGGGUUUUAACAAAAAUUCGAAUAAAAGGGUGUGUAAAAUGCACAAACGGCAUAACUCGGGGACUCUCGAGUUGGCCUCGGAGAUGCUUCCAAGAAUAAUAAAUGGUAAAAAACAUCGGAAUCCUGAGAAAAUAUCACCGAGUGGCUUAGUUGUCGCAUUAUCCACAGAGAUGUCUAUGCCCUGAGAAACGGACUGACGGACAGACAGACGUCUCUGUUAAGUUUUUGUGAUUCCCGACGAAAUGUUUGCAAAAUUCGGGAACUCUCCGGAGCGUGCUUCUCUAGCUAGUGCGUGUUAUUCUCUUGGAUGUGUGAUACCCUGUGUGCCAGUUUGUCGGUAGUUGUUAUAAUUUCUGGUGACGGUGGAAAAGUGUAAAAAAAAAAUAGAGCAAACGAGGAGAGGAGAGCGCGUGUUUCGAGAGCUGCACUAGUGAGAACUCAUCCUUUCCUACCAGUACGGACGCCACGCCGCGUGGUAACGCAUCGAGACUGUUGUAUCACGUCGAGACUUUUGUAUUACAUCUGUUAUGUUUAAAUAAACCGAAAUAACGUGUCGCAGUGUGUUGUGUUUCUCUCGCUCUCGCGAGGUAUGUAGGGUUCGAUCCCCUACACCAGUCCGUGGAGAUGUUUUCGUCGCCGGCAUCUGUGGUGGGCGAGCCGUCAGGCUACGACUUUCAGAAAGAGGAGAACGCCGCCAAGUGGAAGGGAGUGUUUGUCAACUCCCUACGCAAGGUAUUGGAACAAGUACACCCCAGUCUUGAAGCACGACAAGAUGCCUUAGACUAUGUUGAGAGUUUGAUCUUGAGGCUUUUGGGAAUGCUUUGUGGUCAUCCUCCUCCACAUACGCCUCAAGAUGUAGAGGAAAGAGUAAGGCGUACAUUUCCUACUCCCAUCGAUAGAUGGGCACUUAGGGAUGCGAGAGAUGCCUUAGAAAAAGGAAAGAAGAAGUCACCGCUAGUUCUUCCAGUUGAUAAAAUUCAUCAGUUGUUACAAAAAGAAGUAUUACAACAGAAAAUUGAUUUACAAGUUAGUCUUUUUGUGGUAGGAGUCCUGGAAUACAUUUCAGCAGAUAUUUUGAAGCUAGCUGGAAACUAUGUCAAAAAUAUACGUCAUGUGGAGAUAUCUUGUGAAGAUAUAAGAGUUGCAAUGUGUGCCGAUAUGGUACUAAUGGACUUGUUUUAUCAAGAUGAUUAUGCAGAGGGUCCACAAAGUGGUUUAGGCGCCGUUGUUUCUCAAACUUAUGAAGAAUCUGUUAGGGAUCUCAUACAUGAUGAACGUCAUUAUUUACGUGAUCUCCAUAUGAUCAUUAAGGUGUUUCGGGAAGAAGUUGCAAAGUUAGCACAAGAUAGAACUGAACUUGAAAUACUUUUUAGUAAUAUUAUGGAUAUUUAUGAUGUUACUGUAACAUUGCUUGGUAGUUUAGAAGAUAUAAUGGAAAUUACAGAAGAGAAACAAACACCCACGGUUGGUUCAUGUUUUGAAGAAUUGGCAGAAGCAGAAGAAUUUGAUGUUUAUAUAAAGUAUGCAAAAGAUAUUAAUAGUCCAACUAGUCGGGAAGUUUUAGCAAAUCUAUUGUCAAGGCCUGAAGCUAAUGCUGCAUUACGAGCAGCAGGACAUGGAUUUAAAGAAGCAGUUAAAUAUUAUUUGCCAAAACUUUUAUUACAACCAAUAUGGCAUUGUUUUUUGUACUUUGACUAUAUAAAGGUUUUACAUAAACGUACACCAAGUAUAGAAGAUGGUGAAACUUUGGAACAAGUACAAGGUCUUUUAAGACCACUACAGAUGGAAUUAUUACAAUCUAUGGCAAGUCUUCCAAAAAAAGAUACAGGCCUGCGAAUGCAAAGUAGAGCAAGGAGGCAAGCAGCCUUAGAGAAAACUAGUGAAUUACAAAAAACUGUUGAUGGAUGGGAUCAAAGGGAUGUUGGACAAUGUUGCAACGAAUUUAUACGUGAGGAUAUGUUAGGAAAAGUAAGUAAUGGACGAAGGUUAACAGAACGAAAGGCUCUUCUGUUUGAUGGUUUAUUAGUUCUUUGUAAACCCAGUGGUGGCAAAAGAGUUAGCGUUACUGUUGCAGCAGUUGGUGUGGUGGGUCAUCCACCUCAUCAGGGCGAAUUGCGUUUAAAGGAAAGAUUUUUUAUUAGAAAAGUUGAUAUUAUUGAUAGGGAGGAUACUGAAGAACUAAAAAAUGCCUUCGAAAUUGCACCAAGGGACCACCCUAAUGUUAUUCUUGUUGCCAAAUCCGUCGAAGAUAAAAAUAGUUGGAUGGCGGAUCUUGUAAUGUUAAAUACAAAGAGUAUGUUAGAAAGAACUUUGGACAGUAUCCUUUUGGACGAAGAAAGGAAGCAUCCCUUAAGGUUACCUCCACCACAUUUGUAUAAAUUUGCCGAACAAGAUAGCCCAGAAAAUAUUGUUUUGGAGGCUAGAGAAAAUGGAGGUGUCCCAUUAAUUAAGGGCGCAACUUUGGUUAAAUUGGUAGAGAGAUUAACUUAUCAUAUAUAUGCUGACCCAGCUUUUGUACGAACAUUCCUUACUACUUAUAGGAGUUUUUGCUCACCUCAGGAACUAUUAACUUUGUUAAUUGAAAGGUUUGACAUACCAGACCCUUCGUUAGUUUAUGGCGAGGAAGAAAAACCCUCUGGUUGUAAAACAACUGCAAGGGAAGAUUGGAAAAGAUAUAGAAAAGAGUUUUGUCAACCCGUGCAAUUCAGAGUUUUAAAUGUUUUAAGACAUUGGGUCGAUCAUCAUUUUUAUGAUUUCGAACGGGAUAGAAAUCUUUUGGAAAGAUUACAAUCGUUUCUAGACACAGUAAGUGGAAAGUCAAUGAGAAAGUGGGUAGAUUCUGUAAUAAAAAUUGUGCAAAGAAAAUGCGAACCUUCGGAACAACGACCUAUAACAUUUAGUUUCGAACGAUCUCCCCCACCUAUUGAGUGGCAUUUAAAAGUUCCUGAAGAAGAAUGGGGAAUAUUAACGUUACAUCCAAUCGAAUUAGCGAGGCAACUAACUCUGUUGGAAUUUGAAUUGUAUAGAACUGUAAAACCUUCGGAAUUAGUAGGGUCAGUGUGGACUAAGCGAGAUAAAGAAAAGACAUCUCCAAAUUUAUUAAAAAUGAUUAAGCACACGACAAACUUCACGCGAUGGAUCGAGAAAAAUAUAGUUGAAGCGGAAAAUUUAGAAGAGAGAGUAGCAAUUGUGUCACGAGCAAUUGAAAUCAUGAUGGUGCUUCAAGAUCUUAAUAACUUUAAUGGUGUAUUAGCAAUUGUUAGCGCUAUGGGUUCAGCGUCUGUGUUUAGGUUAAAAUUCACCUUUCAACAAUUACCUGCACGAUUGGAGAAAGCUCUCGAAGAAGCACGAGAAUUAAAUAAUAACGGUCGUUUUCGAAAAUAUCAAGAGAAACUACGAUCUAUCAACCCCCCAUGUGUACCAUUCUUUGGCAUGUACCUGACCAACAUUUUACAUAUUGAGGAAGGAAAUUCGGAUUAUCUGCCUGGAAGUCCAGAACUUAUCAAUUUUAGCAAGCGACGGAAAGUGGCAGAGAUAACCGGAGAAAUUCAGCAGUACCAAAAUCAACCUUAUUGUCUUUCACUUGAGCCUAGAAUAAGGCAUUUUAUCGAAAACUUAUCACCUUUCGAUCCCAAUAUGAAAGAAGCUGAUAUAAGCAAUUAUUUGUACAAUAAAAGCUUAGAAGUAGAACCAAGAGGAUGUAGGCAACCGCCUAGAGUCCCUCGUAAAUGGCCAGACUUAAACUUAAAGUCACCGGGCAUUAAAGCUAGAAGUUUAAGCGGGAAACUACCAGCUCCAUUGCAAGCAGUAGCUUCCAGCGUGAGAUUACAUGAUCCUCCACCGGAAGUGCAACCACCAGAGCUACCGGAAACUCCUCCGCAUACUUCACACAUCACAGUUUCUCACGUAGGGGACCACAGUGUCUUUGCACCUGUUUUACUAGGAGGUACAGCUCAACCUCCAGGUUCACCAGGUCCUCUUAGCAUGUCAGGACUUUCGAUCAGUUCGCCGGGUAGUAGUCCGCAAAUGGUAUCUCCUGGUCACUUGCCUGUCCCGCAUCAUCAACCACAGAGUAGUCACUUCGGUUUUAAUUCCGGUACGAUUGGUGUAAUGGGAGCUUUGACCGGUAUGUCGUCGUCAAGUGGAAGUCCUGGUGCAUCGAUGCCACCUCCGCCAUCUCCUAGCCACGUACCUUCUAAUCAACCUCCGCCCCCUUUGCCACCCAGAUCUCAUAGGAAACGAGAAAGUUCUAUUAGCGAGUCACCGCAACAGGCGAGACAAGCUCCAAAUGCACCAAUGCUUCCCCCACGGGAUAAUACGUUUCCGCCGCCAUUACCGCCACGAAGAGACUUGCCCCCGGUAACAUUACCGCCUCGCCUUCCGUUGAAUCCAAAUUGUUCAGCGUUACUUGCGAGGCGGAAUUCCACAUUGGAAAACACAUGUUCAAAUACUGUUCAUACACGAAGACACAUGUCUUUCAAUGGGCCAAGUCCUACGAAACUUCCACCUACGCAACCUAAUGGAUCGGUAACACCUAGAUUACCACCAAAACCGUUGCCAGGACGUCCACCAACCACCAUGUUUAAUUUCAAUGCUCCUCCUGGAUCUAGUUAAGUGUUAACAUCUUCCUACCUCUAACCUAAAUUAAAACACAUCUUUUGGAAAUCGAGAUUUAGUCCAGUCAGGAGGAUUAACUGAGUCGAAUAACUUACUUGUACAGUGUGAUUGUUAUUGUAAUUUCAUAGAACUACGUAACUUUCUCACAGAAAGCUUUAAAAGAUCAUAAAUUUUAUUCGAGGCUUUGUAUUAAUGUAUUUACCAUAACAGUUUGCUACUUGAAACACGUGUAGUAAACUGGUAAAUAUGUUAAUACAAAUCAUUCAACACGAAAGAUCAUCUCUAUAUACGGCCUUUACGUGAUGAGAUGCUGUUACAUUCCUUUUUUUAUUAUUUGUCUUUUAACACACGUGACACUAUUUUUAUUGUAAGUUUAUUUUUCGGAAGAUAUAGAAUAUUUCAUCGUAUAUAGUAUAUUUUUAGAGAUUUUUUUACCAAGCGAGUGUAUAAUCACUAAAUAGAGGGCUUUUUGUAUCUUGUUCAAUUUAAUGAACUCGGUUACCAUUUAUCAUGAAAGACGUUUGAAACGAAAAAUUUGUACCAAUCGCUUGAACGACAAAUAUAUUAAUAUCUAAUGGUUCAAAUCUACGAUAUAUUUUUAUAAAUUAGACAAUGUCAGCAAAAUUUAUCUGAUAAUUUUACACUUGAGUCUCGUAUCGUCAGCACAAUGAACAUUAGUUUUAAUACAACCAUAAAUUACAAAAGUAGGAAGAAAGAUGAGGUACAAAGAAUAAUAUAAUUAUAAAUUUUGCAAAUAGUGUACACUAUAGAAUCAUUUAGAAACAAUGUUAACAAGGGAGGCACACGACCUCCAGAACACUGAGUUCAAACUUGGCACAAUUAUGAGAUCGAGAAUAAUAACUCAAUCAGAUUGUAGCGUGCACUUUUUCGAGAAAAAUUUGGGUGCACAGUUUUCCAUAAAUGUAAAGCUUAGCAAAUACAGAAUCCAUUAUAACCUAGAAAUAAACAUGCAAGCUAGCUAUACGUUUUUGAGUACAUAUGUUUAUGAAGCGUCUUAUCACUAGUCUAUAGUGGAUUUUGUGUUUAAUAUAAUUUAAAGAAUUAAAUAGAAAAUGUGAAACUUUAAAAACUUAGGAAGUUUACAAUAUGAAUCAUAAUAUUUAGGUUAGCAAAGACAGUACCUUGCCAUUGAACUAAACUAGUUUUAGAUAUAAAUUUCUUCCAUAUUUUAGAAAAAUGCAUGCAUUUUAUACAAUUUUUUUUAAGAUCACAUAAUUGUGCAAAAGUUUGGAGCAAAUCAAUGUUCUGAAUAUUGUGUGUACAUUUUAUAAGCAAAAGAUAUAGUAAUGUAACAAUACCUUUUGCUGAGAUUCCUUAAAAACGAAAUAAGAUAAAGUAACAUAAUUAGCACAAAGUAAUAAUAUAUCAAUUACUAGAGUCUACAUUACAGUAGAACAGAUUGUUACAAACGAUUAUAUUUGUAGGCAAGUUAAGAGAAAAACGAAAAACGUUUCGCUUUUAAAAAUUACAUAUAAAACGACGAGUUUCUUGAUAAUUUAUCUUUCAACAGAAUAUAUCUUAAAUUAAACGAUGUUGAAUGUUUUAUAUUAUAGUCGCUUUCGCGGACUAUUAGGAAUGUAUGAUACAUUUCAUCGCAGCCGUUUAUUGAACAAAUUAACGAUGUCAAAUUUGUUUAGUGUCGUCCAUCAGAUCUGAAGGAGAUCCGACUGAAUGGACUAGGUAUCGAUUUCGGUCUGAACGGUCUCCUUUUCUUUAAAACAAAUCCCUAUCUAUCCCUCAACACAACUGUGAUACACUUUUAGAUUUUAAAAAGGAAACAGAAGACGCAAGAAAGUGCAGUAUGGAAUGAUUCAUAGGCCAAUAUACAUAUAAAUCGAAUCAAUAGAAAGAAAAAAAAAAAGAAGUAAAUAUGUACAUGUAUAUUAUUAUAAAUAUAUUCUAUAGUAAUUAUUGUAAUAAUGUCAAGCGUAAGACGAAGAAUGAAAUAUUGAAAUUAUGUACAAUAAAGAGUAUAUUGUAUAGA